Thyridium curvatum is the source of this 936-nucleotide messenger RNA. RefSeq lists its product as uncharacterized. The record is from RefSeq and is a predicted model, not a curated record. NCBI's taxonomy places the organism in Eukaryota, Fungi, Ascomycota, Sordariomycetes, Thyridiales, Thyridiaceae. Bases 1 to 936 code for a protein of 311 amino acids. The transcript has a single exon.
AUGGCCUCCAACGGAACACCUCACCCCAAGGAGCUGGCUCACAAACCCCUGGCUGAUGGAAUGUACUUUGGCGAGUCACCUCGGUACCACGAUGGCCAGCUCUACAUCAGCGACAUGACCGGCAGGACGAUCUACACCAUCGACGCCGCCACGGGCCAAAAGUCUGUCCUCGUCGAGGUCGAGAACCAGCCCAACGGGAUGUGCUUCACUGACGACGGCGCGCUCAUCUACUCGUCCAUGUUUGACGCCAAGCUCUACCGCUACAAGGACGGCGAGCACGCCCUCUACUCGGACAUGUCGGCCGUCAUGACGGGCUACUGCGGCGACAUGGCCAUCGACGCCGCGGGCCGCGUCUACAUGGACGACACGGGCGCGCGCGUCCUGCACGGCGAGCCGCCCAAGCCGGGCCGCAUGCUGCUCGUGGGCACGGACGGCAAGGUCUCCAUCGCGGCGGACAGCAUCAUCUUCCCCAACGCGUGCAUGAUCUCGCCCGACGGCCGCGCGCUGUACGUCGGCGAGACGUUUGGCUGCGGCCUCCUGCGGUACGACAUCGACCCGGCCACGGGCGCGCUGAGCAACCGGCAGCAGGCCUGGGCGCCGUCCGCGUUGACGGGCAAGACGGACGACGACCCGCGCGUCAGCAUGAUUGGUAUCGACGGCGGGUGCAUGGAUGCCGAAGGAGGGUUAUGGCUGAGCAUGCUGGGUCUCGAGCAGUGGGUGCGACUCGACCCCCAGGGCAAUGUGACGCACCGGAUCAGGACUGAGGGGCAUGCGACGGCGUGUUCGCUCGGCGGCGAGGACGGCAAGACCCUCUUCCUCGUGACCAACUGGGUUCCGGAGGGGGAGAACUUGUUCAAGGCCAUGGUGGCGAAGAGGACUCGGUGUACUGUCAGCACGGCCCGCGUGGAGAUUGGUCGCGGUGCGGCGCGGCCUUGA